Molecule: messenger RNA, 1547 nt
Organism: Leptinotarsa decemlineata (Colorado potato beetle)
Lineage: Eukaryota; Metazoa; Arthropoda; Insecta; Coleoptera; Chrysomelidae
Gene: Arl6
Product: ADP ribosylation factor-like 6
Molecular function (GO): GTP binding; GTPase activity
Source: RefSeq, a predicted model, not a curated record
AACAAAUUUGCCAUGAACACUUGAUGUUUAUUGAUUCGGAAAUAAUUCUUUGGUGAUAAUAUGGGCCUUUUCCAAAAGUUAGCGCAUUUCUUGGGUGUCAAAAAGAGAGAAGUUAAUGUUCUCGUUGUUGGACUCAACAACAGUGGAAAAACGACUGUAGUGAAUAGAUUUAAAAAUGAAGAAGAAAGGGUUGCAGAUAUUGUUCCAACGGUUGGCUUUUCGGUUGAGCGAUUUCAAAAUAAAAGCCUGUCCUUCACAGCAUUCGACAUGUCCGGUCACGGCCGCUACAGAGACCUCUGGGAACACUACUACAAAGACUGCAACGGCAUCAUCUUCGUGAUCGACAGCAGCGACCGCCUCAGGCUAGUGGUGGUGAAAGAGGAACUUAAUCUCCUUCUGCAACAUCCGGAUAUAUGUCACAGAAAGCUGCCCAUCCUCUUCUUCGCCAACAAAAUGGAUAGCAAAGAGGCCCUUAGCAGCGUUAAGAUAGCCGCGGCCCUGGGCUUGGAUAAAAUCAUGGACAAACCUUGGCACAUAUCGGCGAGCAACGCGCUAACGGGUGAGGGGCUGCAUGAAGGGGUUGAAUGGUUGACGCAGCAGGUGAGGGAGAUGAUUUUGGCCAAGGCUUGAUGAAGGUUGUGGUGGACAAUCGACGUUGAGGACGAGAGGAAUAAUGUACGUCUUUUCAUACUGUAUGACCAAGAGAUGCAUAGAAAAACUGGUGUUUUAAGAUUUUAUUAGAGGCUAUGACUUUUACAAGCGUAGAUGACUAAUUUACGCUUCAACACGCCUCUUUUAGGCGUUUUCAAAACAUCGCAUUCGAUUUGUACUAAUGGUAGGUUGAAGAUCAAAGAUUGCAUGGUCUACUCAUUUUUUGAAGGGUUUAUUUUGAAAUCAAUGGCUCUCUUAUUCAGAUCUUCAAUUUAUGACCCAUAGUGCAAACAAAUCUUUCAGCUACAUUGAAAAUUGAAGUGCCAACUUGACUUUGUCAGGUAGUCACUUGUUGUAUAGUCACUCCCUCUGUGAACAGAAUGGUGAAACUUAUUGGAUCGUAUUUUUGACAAAAUAUUUCACAUGGAAAAGGGGUCUAUCACAGAACUAUAACUUAUAACUAAGUUAUAGUUCUGUGGAUCUAAUAAUCAUUCCAGGUAUCUUUUCUUCUUUUUCCAUUAAUGGCUUCAGCUGCCAGGGCUAUCCAGCCAGGGACAUUCCAGGUAUAUUCUAUGCAUCUUGACAUACUUUAGUUAUUUUUUGUAUUGCCAACUUGAUACUUAAAACCUUUUUGUGUGAAGAAGUCAGAAGAAUUUGAAAUUAAUAACUGUAGAUCAACAUAUUAGGCAGUAACUUUACAUUUUCAGCUUGUCCUUUAUUGAACUUGAGAAGAUUCUUUGUAGAUCUGGAUGUAUUUUACAGAUUGUGAAAGGCUGAUAACCCAAAAAACGUAAAGAAAUUAAUAGUCAAAUCUAUAAAUAUAGAUCAUUACUCCUAUUUUUACUAUUCUGAAGCAAAAGGCUCCCAAAUUACAUAACAUCUGGAAUUUUAGAAGA